GCGGCCGGCGAGGUGUGUGCGCUCAGGGAGUCGCGCUGGCAGGUACACAAGAGCACCAGAACACCUGUACGGACCGCGAAACAAAAUGUCUGGAUUCGAUAACAACCCCUUUGCCGAGCCGGUUGAUGUCAAUCCUUUUCAGGAUCCAUCAGUUACUCGGGUGACCAACACUUCAGCUGAUGGCAUAGGAGAAUACAAUCCAUUUACAGCUGGUGCUCUAGAUGGACACAGGACAGUCCCUCUGUCCGCCACCUCUCAGCCAGCGGUCCUUCAGACAACAGUGGAGCCCAGUCCACAGGCCAGUGUAGCCUCAGGACAGGCUGAGCUCCUUCGUCAGCAAGCAGAGCUAGAGAGAAAAGCAGCAGAGCUAGAGCGAAAAGAGCAGGAGCUUCGGGAUCGUGAUGCUGCACGAGGUAAAGAAAACAACUGGCCGCCGUUACCCAAAUUCUUGCCCAUCAAACCUUGCUUUUAUCAGGAUUUUAAUGAAGAAAUUCCUGUGGAAUAUCAGAGGGUUUGCAAGAUGAUGUACUACCUCUGGAUGUAUCACAGUGUGACGCUGUUCCUGAAUCUGCUGGCCUGUCUGGUGUAUUUCACUGUGUCUACUCAGAAUGGAGUUGACUUUGGACUCUCAAUCCUGUGGUUUAUUUUGUUCACUCCUGUCGCUUUUGUCUGCUGGUACCGACCCGUAUACAAGGCCUUUAAAUCUGACAGCUCCUUCAGUUUCUUCUUUUUCUUCUUCAUCUUCUCAUUCCAAGUGAUCGUGUACAUCAUUCAGAGUGUGGGGAUCCCCGGCUGGGGAAACAGUGGCUGGAUCACGGCCAUCUCGGUGAUCAAAACUAGCAUACCCAUGUCGGUCUUCAUGAUGGUGGUGGCUGGAUUCCUCACAGUCAACGCUGUGCUCUCUAUUAUCUUACUGAAAAUGGUUCACUCCAUGUACAGACACACAGGUGCGAGCUUCCAGAAGGCUCAAGAGGAGUUUUCUCAGGGGGUCGUCACUAACCGAAGCUUCCAGUCUGCAGCCGCUACUGCUGCGUCCACAGCGGUACAGGGUGCAUUUCAAUAACACCCUCUCACACACACACACACACACACACACAAACACACACACACACACACACACACACACACUGUUAAAGACUCUCAAUAAUUAAUCUGUUCUUAAACUUCCAUCAAACAUCUUACUGAAGUCUUCAUUUAAGAUUUCUGACGCAUUCCCCUGCCUAUGAACAUUCAUUUGGUUACUGAAAAUACGUGGAGGUAAAAGUUACCUAUAGCUGUUGAUCGGUGAGGCACUUUAAAUGAUGACAGCGGCUUUUAGUGAGGAAACAGACUGAUCUUUCCUGGUUUUCCUAAUGAAGGAGAUGUUUAGUUGUGUUUUAUGCAGAAAGUACUACAGUAGUGUUUUAAGGCCACAGUUUAACUGAAAGUUCAUGCAGUGAUAUAACGUUGUAACAAUAUAAUCAAUAGUCCAAAUUCCACUCAAUCCAAAUUUACAUUUUGUAGUUUUGUCCCGUUACUGUUGGUCUAUGUGUAUUUACAAAACUUUAGUUACUCUUUUAUUUAAUCUUAAAAGGAUAGUUCACCCAAAAGUGAACAUUAGCUCAUCAUUUACAGUACUCUCCCUCGUGUGGUUUUCUACUCUUAAAAGAACAAAGAACACAAAAGAAGAUAUUUUGAAGAAUGCUGGUUGCUGAAAUGGCUGGUUGACACACAAAAAAGACAUUUGACACUGCUUGUUCCAAUUGCUUAUUUUAAAUAAGCUGAAACAACACAAUUCUUGAUUUGUUUUACUUAUUUUUUUGUUUGUUUAAUUCUUAACAUUUGCAUUUGUAAAAACUAAGUUACAGUCAUUCCUUCAUUUUGUCCCAACACAUUGAUUGUGUGGAACGCUGCAUUUUUACAGUGUAGAAGUCAGUGGGUUUCAGCUAUCAGAAAAUAUCUUAUUUUGUGUUCAACAGAAGAAUAAAUUAGAGUAAAUUAUGACAGAGAUUAAUUUUUUUUUUUUUGGUGAACUAUCCUUCUAAUACUCCAGUUGAAUGUAUUGUAUUUUAGUUGAUGUGUCAGCUAAUGGUUGGAUUCGACAACAUUUUAGCAACAAUUUUGCAACGAGAAAAUCUAUAUUUACUUUUAGACUUUCUUUUAGCGUGAACUGUUGUGAAAUUAUACAUGCUGUCAUCUAUGUUACAGUCUUGAUACAUUCUUAAACUGAUGAUAAUUUUGCAGUGUUCUUAAUGACGAACAAAAUAUGUAUAUAUUUAUAAAUUAAGCCAAUCAUUUUAUUAUGGUUGACCUGGGUGAGCUGCUCUUCUGUUUUAUGAGUUACUGUUGAAUAAACGUGUUCUGAUUAUAUCGGUCA
Messenger RNA from Danio aesculapii, 2356 nucleotides. It is a transcript of the gene scamp2l, whose product is annotated as secretory carrier membrane protein 2, like. The record is from RefSeq and is a predicted model, not a curated record. The transcript has 9 exons. Gene Ontology annotation, cellular component: trans-Golgi network membrane; recycling endosome membrane. Bases 86 to 1063 code for a protein of 325 amino acids. Lineage: Eukaryota; Metazoa; Chordata; Actinopteri; Cypriniformes; Danionidae. Gene Ontology annotation, biological process: protein transport.